AUGGCAUCGGCGGUCGAGUGGCGCUCUAUCAUCAUUGCGGGAGCCGCGAUCGCGGGCCUGCCGCUGCUCUGGAACCUCCUCGCACGCAACGAGUACCGGCGCCAUACGAUGGAGCGGCUUGUGGGCAGCAAGCGGCGCGGUGCGUACCUGCUGGCCGCGUGGAUAUUUGUCUUCUCGUCCCUCCGCGACGCGGCGUUCCUGCGCGCGGUGGCGGCGAAUCCCCCCAGCCGUGUGCUGCCGCUCGUCCCCACCAGCGGCAAGCACGCGCUGCUGCUCACGCGUGGUCUCAAGGCAACCAGCACGGCGCUCGUUCUUUUCGGAACGACACUCGUCGCGUCGGCGUUCCUUCGCCUCGGCGUGACCGGCACGUACCUCGGCGACUACUUCGGCACCACGACGAAGGGGCGUGUCACGGUGUUUCCGUUCAGCCACUUCAGGAACCCCAUGUAUUUAGGGGCAACAAUGAACUUUCUAGGCGCUGCGAUCGCGCAGAACUCCAGCGUCGGGGUGACGCUCACGGCGUGGAUGGGGUUUGUCUACCACGUGGCGACGGCUUACUUCGAGAAACCAUUCACGAGCAUGAUGUAUGCCAAUGAAGCCGAGCAACAAGAGAGACCAGUGUGA
This is a messenger RNA of Trypanosoma grayi, 624 nucleotides long. Its product is annotated as putative phosphatidylethanolaminen-methyltransfer ase-lik e protein. Bases 1 to 624 code for a protein of 207 amino acids. Gene Ontology annotation, molecular function: S-adenosylmethionine-dependent methyltransferase activity. The record is from RefSeq and is a predicted model, not a curated record. The transcript has a single exon. NCBI's taxonomy places the organism in Eukaryota, Euglenozoa, Kinetoplastea, Trypanosomatida, Trypanosomatidae. Gene Ontology annotation, biological process: phosphatidylcholine biosynthetic process.